Neocloeon triangulifer is the source of this 2409-nucleotide messenger RNA. RefSeq names its product protein ecdysoneless (gene ecd). NCBI's taxonomy places the organism in Eukaryota, Metazoa, Arthropoda, Insecta, Ephemeroptera, Baetidae. Gene Ontology annotation, cellular component: nucleus. The coding region runs from base 174 to 2057 and encodes 627 amino acids. The record is from RefSeq and is a predicted model, not a curated record. The transcript is spliced from 12 exons.
AUUACGAAAUACUCAUUAAAAGGUCAUUAAAAGUCAACUUUGAGAAGUGACUCAGAUCUGGAUGAUUGCUCACGUUUUACUUGGAACUUGUCUCGUGUUUGUCAAGUAUUGAUUUUUGUGAACCGAGACGAUUCUCCAAUUUCAACGUGUUUUAUGGACUCGCUUUAAUUGAGAUGGCUGGGGCGUUGGAAGAAGUUCGUGCCGAGGAUUUUCUUGAAUAUUUCUUAUUCCCAACGGAAAACGAUUUGAACACAGCUCUCGACGAGGUCAAUUCCAAAGUUAAAAAUUUCACAGCAGAUUACAUUUGGCACAAGGAUCCGUUUCAUUUGAAGAGAGCUGAAUCAGACACUAGCGAUUUGAGCACUCCACAUUUGCACGGCAUAACUCAUUAUGGCGACAACAUUGAAGACGAGUGGUUUAUUGUGGCCCUUCUUCAACACCUUACAUCAGAAAUUUCAGGGCUGGUUGUUAGAGUGGAAGACAGUGACGGAGAAUUUUUGUUGAUCGAAGCUGCAGACCACUUGCCUAAAUGGGCCACACCCGAAAACUGCAGCAAGAGAGUCUAUAUUUUUGGAGGCUGCAUUCAUAUUGUAGCAGAAAACGACAAUAAUUCACAGAGCCUCAGUAUUGAGAAGUGUGUGGAGGUUGUGCGAAACCAGAGGCAAAUCACAGUGGCCUCUGAGGGCAUUCAAAAUGCCAUAAAUUCCAGGACAAAAGGGUACCCAGAAAAGGCAAAGCAGACAAUUCACUAUACCAACGUAUACGUUCCUGCGACAGUCGCAGCUCUACUAGAGGUCAAACCUCAACUUGUCGCACCUGCAACCGUUGCCUUUUGUGAUCGAGACAUGAUUGAUACUAAAGCUUGCAGAGCCAUGCGAUUUUUCCCACCAGAAACCAGGGUCCUUACCAGAGUGGCUUUCACUCGGUGCCUUUAUGCAGCUCUCGUCCGGCAGCGUUUCACUCCCGACAGGAGAACUGGCUGGUCACUGCCUUCCUUCAACUCUCCAGAGUUUGCCUCGCACGAACUAGGUGCCAAACUGGCGUCCGGUUUUGAAAUUUUGGUGGCGCGAGCUAAACCCAGGCAGGGAGAAGAUAGUCGCGCUUGGCAGCUUUAUGUUGAAAAACUGAGGAGUCGGGGAUAUUUCCAAGGGCUGCUUGAAGGAUCUAAAGACCACUCAGUGAAGCUCCAGGAAGCUAAAAAGUACUUUACUGAAUUUGGAGCCGAAACUGGAGAGGCGGUUGGUGAAUCUAUUUUGGCUCUUCUGUCAAAUAUGGAUGUAGAUGUUGACAAGCUGAAAGCAAAGGAAAAGUUGUUACCAGAGCCAGACAGUGAUUCAUGGCUUGAGAUUACGUCCGAAGAGCUCGACGAGAUGUUGAAAAACAGAUACGGCACGGAGAGGAGUAGUUUUCCUGCAGGCUCGCAUCCGUCACAGAUUCCUGGCCAGCUGAGCAAAUUUUUGGAGCACAUGAGUGGUCUUGACGGAGUUGAAUUCCCAGGCAAUGGAUCCAGCAGUCCACCGGUCCGUCCACAGAGAGGCGUCAAAAAAGGGAAAAAGUCUAAUGCUAUGGACACCAGUGAUGACGAACAUACCAGCAGUCCGGCUCGAGGCCCAAAGAUCGAUUUCAAUCCUGACGCUUUUGCUUGUGCAGUGCAAAAUAUCCUUGAUUUUGCAUUGCCUGACGACAAUUGGGACUUGGAGUCGAAUUCGGAUAUGAGUUCUUUGGGUGAAGAGGAUGAAGGUGAGGUUGAUGAAUCCAAGAGAGGAAAGGUGGACGAGAAAAUUAAAAAGUACAUGGAACAAAUGGAUGCUGAACUGGCAAAGACCACCAUUGGAGAAAGCUUUGAGAAAAAGAAACCAGAGGCCCCGGAGGAUAGUUUUGAUGACAUUGAGGACUUCAAGCCUGUCGAUAUUGAUUUGAACGCGCUAAAAAAUGUACUUGCUUCGUACCAGUCAGAAAUGGGAGUUGGUCCAGGACCUGCCUCGUCGCUCCUCGGACCUAUGGGAGUCCACUUGGAAACCAUGCCUACCGAUGCCUCCAGGACAAAUAAUCAGUAGUCCGUUUAUAUUUUAUAUGCAUAUCACAAGUUACUCGCAAAAUAAUCUUGCAUUUCACCAUUUUUAUAUUUUCUCUAGUGCCAUUUAUGCACAAUAAUGUCUGUAAAAGACUUAAAGAUCUCGUUUGAAAUACGGACUCAAAAAUUGUCUGUCAAAUAAUAUUUUUUACCCUGGAUUCACUCUCUGUCAGAUUUUGGUCGCUCAGAUUUUGAUGUCGACACACUCAAUGUAUUAUUUUACUGAAUGUUUUUUUAUAUUGAAUGGCAAUAAAAUUGAUGGAAACACACAAACUGUAGGACACAUUCAAAAUGUUUGUAGUAGCAUUUAAUUAAACAAAGGUGAGAAAAUUUAA